This is a messenger RNA of Hevea brasiliensis (rubber tree), 1023 nucleotides long. Its product is annotated as senescence-specific cysteine protease SAG39. The transcript is spliced from 2 exons. The record is from RefSeq and is a predicted model, not a curated record. Gene Ontology annotation, molecular function: cysteine-type endopeptidase activity. Lineage: Eukaryota; Viridiplantae; Streptophyta; Magnoliopsida; Malpighiales; Euphorbiaceae. Gene Ontology annotation, cellular component: lysosome.
AUGGAGUUAACAAUCCAAUACAGAUGCAUUUACUUGGCAUUGAUCUUCAUUUUCGGAGCUGUGGCUUCUCAAGCUGCAGCUCGUACUCUCCAAGAUUCAUCAAUGCAUGAGAGGCAUGAGGAAUGGAUGGCUCGUUAUGGACGUGUAUACAAGGAUGUUAAGGAGAAGAAAAUGCGCUACAAGAUCUUCGAGGAAAACGUGGAACGUAUAGAUUCCUUUAACCGUGUUCCUGGAUAACCAUACAAGCUAGGCAUCAAUCAAUUUGCGGAUCUCACGAAUGAAGAGUUUAAAACGUCGCGGAACAGAUUCAAGGGGCAUAUGUGUUCUGCACAAGCAGGUCCUUUCAGAUAUGAAAAUGUUUCUGCGGCACCAUCUUCCACGGACUGGAGAAAGAAAGGGGCAGUUACAGCCAUCAAGGACCAAGGCCAGUGUGGAUCCUGCUGGGCUUUUUCGGCUGUGGCAGCUGUGGAAGGUGUUACUCAGCUAGCAACUGGAAAAUUGAUCUCACUUUCUGAGCAAGAACUUGUUGAUUGUGACACUAAGGGAGAGGACCAAGGCUGCCAGGGCGGCCUAAUGGAUGAUGCCUUCAAAUUCAUUGAACAAAAUCAAGGCCUAACGACUGAGGCUAAUUAUCCUUAUGAGGGAUCUGAUGGAACGUGCAACACCGAGAAGGAAGCCAACCAUGCAGCCAAGAUAAAAGGUUAUGAAGAUGUGCCAACCAACAAUGAGGCAGCACUAAUGAAGGCUGUCGCAAAACAACCAGUUGCUGUUGCCAUUGAUGCCGGGGGAUUUGAGUUUCAGUUCUAUUCAAGUGGCAUUUUUACAGGAUCUUGUGGCACUGAACUAGAUCACGGAGUUGCUGCUGUUGGGUAUGGAGAGAGCAACGGGAUGAAGUAUUGGCUUGUGAAAAAUUCAUGGGGCACACAAUGGGGCCAGGAAGGGUACAUAAGGAUGCAGAAAGAUGUUGAUGCAAAGGAAGGGCUCUGCGGCAUUGCAAUGCAAGCAUCUUACCCCACUGCAUGA